This is a messenger RNA of Orbicella faveolata, 931 nucleotides long. RefSeq names its product delta-like protein B. The record is from RefSeq and is a predicted model, not a curated record. Lineage: Eukaryota; Metazoa; Cnidaria; Anthozoa; Scleractinia; Merulinidae.
AUGGCCAACAAAGCAGCCUAUAUGGAUGGCUUGUAUAAUUUCUUUGUGAUUCAUGACGCCUUCCUCGUAUGGGACAAUGAUGAUGGCAAUAUCGUAGGUCAGGAUAAGGACUUUGUGGAUCGCUACUCGUUACCCAUUCGAACAAGCCCCUCUGAAAAUCUUGCCUCCGCAAGGGCUAAACGUUACAAACUGACGGGUCCGGGAUACUCGUACUUGAACGUGGAGGUGAAAGUGUUUUGCGACGUAAAUUAUUUCAUACCAGACUGUUCCACAUACUGUGUGCCACGAGAUGACAACAGUGGACAUUACAUCUGUGAUUAUAUACAAGGCCGCAGAGUGUGUCUGUCUGGAUGGUUUGGUAGUGACUGUCUCACUUACUGUGUGGCCAGGAAUGACACUUUGGGGCAUUACAGUUGCGAUGCAAAUGGGCAAAAACAAUGUUUAAGCAACUGGAAUGGGCAGGACUGCUUGGUUUAUUGCAAGCCCAGGAACAGCACUUUAGGACAUUACAGUUGCGAUGCAAAUGGGCAAAGGCAAUGUUUAAAAAACUGGUAUGGGCAGGACUGCUCGAUUUACUGCAAGUCCAGGAAUGACACGCAAGGACAUUACAUAUGCGACAGUACUGGAAAUAUUGAUUGCUUACCAAGGUGGAGAGGGAAAAAUUGCACCGAAGGUGAGAUAGGAAAGCACAACACGGGUGACUUCACUGAAUUUCCUUACUGUGCAACUGGCCUUCUCCUGCCCAAAACGUUCUUUGCCCGUUGACCAAGAGCAAGUAACUAACCAUUUUGCCUCUACAUUAGGUAACGUUAAUGAUGGCAGACCCUCGGAGCAGCGGUUUCCAAUACGUUGAAGGGCUUAAAGUACAAAAUGAAUUUGCAGUGUACUGUUGUUUUCAUGGAAAUCUUUUAGGUGGCUAAUUUCCACUCCC